Molecule: messenger RNA, 1097 nt
Organism: Suillus paluster
Lineage: Eukaryota; Fungi; Basidiomycota; Agaricomycetes; Boletales; Suillaceae
Exons: 2
Coding region: 89-970 (293 amino acids)
Source: RefSeq, a predicted model, not a curated record
CUCUUCCAUUCAUUAAUGACAGCAUCCCUAUCAUUUACUUCGGGUCUCCGCAACCAGCCUUGUCAUUCCUACUCGUCCAUCUCGCAAGAUGUCCAGCACGCGAACUGGUAACCUUGCGUCGAACUCCUCUUCUUCAACCCUUCCGCUCUCCGACUUCAACCACAAGGAGAUAGCUGAACGCGACAUGCACUCAGCGCGCCUCAUAGAUGAGGACGACGACCUCACAAUACGUCCUAGACGAAAGCCACCACCCAAAGCCCCAAAACAACGCGUUAUCUCACACACAAUCACAUCCUGCCUAUCCAGAUUCGAUAGUCCUGGAGAGGUGGUCUCGGUCACAAUAAACAGCUCGCCGGAGGCGUCUUUCACACUGCACAAACCCUUCCGCAGCCAUUCAUCAUUAGAAAACAUAUCCGAAGCAUUAGACGACUUACUAGACGCGGCGGAAUUCUUCGAAAUCAUCGUCAACCCACAGACGAACAGCUACAAAGACGUACUUCCUUUCCUCAUCACAAGACGAACCAGAUUCUUCAAGAAACGUCUGCGGGUCGUAUCAACUGCGUUGGGAGCUAUUAACGGCGAAUGGGGUACCCUAGAUAUUCCCCUUUCGAUCCACGAGGAGUUUUCGAGCUUUAGCGGUACCGCGUACGCGCGGUUCGGUGCGCUUGCGCCUGUAGAUGUGCUCAUCAAGCUUUCUGCCGAGAUUCAGAUGUGCGCACGCGUUAAUAUGGACACGGUGCCAAUGGGGCGGCUUGUACAGAUUUUUGACCGCAUGUUCGAGGAUUGUCAUCUGCUUUUGCGGUCGCGCACGGUUGCGAAGGCGCCGCCGAGGUCAGGGGUUGCUGCUGCGAAGGCAGCUAUGGAGAGGUUUAUACCGCUUUCGGGCGGCGUGGACUAUCUUAUAAAGUAUUGUCGGUACACUUUUCCUGGUCGAGAGGUUCGUUAUCAGUGGGCUAAUAGGGGUCAUUGACAUUAGGUUGGAGUGGAUAAAACAAGUCUGUAGCAAUAGCAUGGAAAGCUUUAUCUGUCAACAUAAUAAUUCUUGUAGCAUACAUUGUAGCAACCCAGCGGUGUAACAUCAAAAAAUUCAAGCCGUC